ACUGCAAAUCGGAGAGAUAGAAGCUAUAUAUACAUAUACAUAUAUAUACAUAAUCUCGCCGGAAAAUUUAUGCCUAUAAUACUUUACGUAUCAAACUUCGUAAAAACGAUAGAGGAGGGUCGUGAGAGGUCCAGAAAUACUUCCCAAUAAAUUCCAGACCGAUUCGUAGUCACCGGAGCAUACUAGAGGUCGCCGGAGUUGCAAGCCAUGGAAACGGGUCUUCAGCGAAAGCGGACAAUUGGCCGUAGAUAGGGGUGGCGGAGCUUCUCCUCGACGUGAGGAUCAUUUUGCAACUUGAAUCGUCGAAAUCCGUUACCUAAGGAGAAUUCAAGUGAAGAUCAAGCUAGAGAUUUUAUUAAGGAGAUUAUCGCAAUUUAAGGUAAGUUCUAUGUUAACCAAAAUGUUUUGCCUCGUACUUAUAUGUAUGCAAUAUUUGCACUAUGUGAAUUAUUUAUGAAUUGGAAAUUAUAUGUUUGACAUGGAUCGAAUAUUUUGACUAUAUGAAUAUUGGUGGAUUAUUACCUUUUAUGGAUGAUUAAAUGUAUAUUCUUUUUAUUAAAGAAUAUUGGUGGAUUUAUAUUUAUUACAAAGGAUAUUUUGAGAAAAUGUGACAAUAAUGAUUUGGGGAAAACUUAAAGUUUUCAUAAUACAUAUUCUUACGUCUCGAGAGAAACACGAGGCGUGGGUGGUUAGGGCUACUACUACUUUUGGUGAAAUUUAUUUGGGUCGGUAACCAGUCCGGCAAUGACAUACUCCGGUAGACAUCCCGGGCUUUUAUUUGAGGAUCAAAGAUCCUUUGGUGAUCGUAGUAGUAGUUACCUAAUUUACCCUUGGACAAUGUCCCUUGUGAGUAGGUGGUAGAAAACAUCCUGCCUACUUGGGUUUCUUACUACUCGGAGGGCUUGGAAUCCCUUUUAGAGGGUGUGCACACUUAAGGUAGAAAUUCAGCUUCCAAUUGGUGGUCGGUGGGAGCCGGAAUUCCGGGAUGAGUCGUAGAUAACAACGACUCAUUGGGCUCGAGGAAUCUUGAGUUUCGCCCACUCUUAAAAGAAUCUAAAGUAUUACUUUUGGAGGAAUUGAAGGAUGAUAUUAUCUAUUGUGGAAAUUAUUUUAUGACAUUAAACUAUUUUGGAAAUAUGAGAGACUACUUUUCGAUAUAUAUACAUAUACAAAAACCUACUUUCCAAAUUAUAUUAUUUUACGGGUUCAGGUGGAAUCUUACUUAGCUCUAAAGCUAAUUUUUUUCUCUUUUUCUCUUUUUCUCUUUGCUCUAUUGUACAGAUGAGUAUGGUUAUGAAGAUUGAUGUACUUGUUGCCCGAGUGUCCCGCUAGUUGCACACGUUUGAUUAAUUAUUGGUGUUUAAAUUUGUAAUCCAUAAACUUGUUUUAAGCUUUAUCCGAUGGCUACUUGAAUUUAUGGUGGAUAGCCUGUGCACUCAAUCAUGUAUAUGUUGAGUGUGGCGGUGACACACCUGUUUUUCCAUUAAAGACUUCCGCUGUACUCUAAAUAUGUUUUAUAAUAAAGAUGUUUUCAUUUCAAAAUGUUAUUUUAUUUUGGUGGAAAAAAUGGGGGUGUUACAGCCGAAGGCUCCUGUUUUCCGCCGUUUUCUCCCAGUGGUUUCGCAUGCCCAAAAAUGGCUGUUCUGUGAGUUUUGGAGCCUUCGGCCAAGGAGGCCGAAGGCACCACUGAGUGCUUUGUGGGCUUCCUUGAACUUGGGCCACUGUUUGUGGGCCUCGGAUGCUCCAUGGGCUCAAUGGGCCUAUGUAGGAGAAGUAGGAGUCUAUGGGCCGGGGGUUCCUGGGCCAUAUACUCCAUCAAAACUUAUAUUUGAUUUUCAAAUCCAGGGAGCCUACGCCGACCAACAACAAACUCACACUUCAGAGAUCCAUCCCAAACUACCACUGAUUCAGGCCUACUUGGAUGUCUCUGAUAGUUAUGAUCCAUCAGAUGAUUUUUUUUUUCUCAGACGACUUUCUAGGGCACGCAACAGAAAGUGAGCGUCGACCACCAAUCUCCAAUAACAAUGAUAUAAGGGACUCAGAAUUCAACAGAGUGAUGUGUUACAAAUCCAAGUUCAUUGCUUUGGAUAAUUGUCUGCCAACAGAUAACUUAAACACACAACUGAAGAUUUAUAAAAAAUCUCAUAAGAACAAGCGGCGACAUAGCACGAGGACUCGAUCACAGCCCAAACAAUUCCCUUGGGCUUAGUUUUUUGUUUAAAUUUAUUUCAUUUCUUUUUUGUACAGUUUUUUAUUUUCUGUACGUUUUAUUAUUAUUAUUUUGCUUUUUUUCUCGCAUUGUACUAUUUCUUUUUAUCAAUAAAAAAUCUUUCUUUUCGU
Molecule: messenger RNA, 2340 nt
Organism: Cuscuta epithymum
Lineage: Eukaryota; Viridiplantae; Streptophyta; Magnoliopsida; Solanales; Convolvulaceae
Source: the annotation of a GenBank genome assembly